GCUUUGUUACAAUAUUUACCUCCAAUUAUUUAUUUUUAUUCGCAUAAACCGCCAUCAAAGAAAGUUAAAUAAAAUGUCCAGUGAAAACCUAUUUGAAGAAGAUUUUUCCGAAGAAAUUAUUACAGAGUUGGAACAAGAGUAUGUAACCGAAUCUCUUAGCACAGAAAGAGAAGAAAUAAAUGAGGAAGCUGAACAUAAUGGGCCAGAGUCCAACAGUACCGAGGUUGAAACAAAUAAAGAUGUUCACAAGACGAAUUCAGCUACAAACGACCAGAAGCUAUUUCAAUUACCUCUAACACGCAUUCGCAAUAUUAUGAAGUUGGAUCCAGACUUGCAUAUAGCAUCCAAUGAAGCGGUAUUUUUAGUAACGCGUGCAACAGAAUUAUUCAUUGAAUCACUUGCACAGGAGUCCUACAACUUUACAGUUGAAGCAAAAAAGAAAACCAUACAGAAACGAGAUGUUGAUUUAGCAGUAGACGCUGUUGAUAGUCUUAUGUUUUUGGAUGGUGCGAUGACAUUUUAAUUGUCUGAAGUGAUUUUAUUAUUUUGUAAAUAACUAUGAUCCAAAUCUUUUGGUUGGAAAAAUAAAGCCUAAUUUUAUAUAUGCCA
Molecule: messenger RNA, 609 nt
Organism: Calliphora vicina (urban bluebottle blowfly)
Lineage: Eukaryota; Metazoa; Arthropoda; Insecta; Diptera; Calliphoridae
Gene: PolE4
Product: DNA polymerase epsilon subunit 4
Exons: 3
Coding region: 74-523 (149 amino acids)
Biological process (GO): DNA-templated DNA replication
Cellular component (GO): nucleus; epsilon DNA polymerase complex
Molecular function (GO): protein heterodimerization activity
Source: RefSeq, a predicted model, not a curated record